This is a messenger RNA of Siniperca chuatsi (mandarin fish), 4120 nucleotides long. It is a transcript of the gene lig4, whose product is annotated as ligase IV, DNA, ATP-dependent. Gene Ontology annotation, molecular function: DNA binding; ATP binding; DNA ligase (ATP) activity. The record is from RefSeq and is a predicted model, not a curated record. NCBI's taxonomy places the organism in Eukaryota, Metazoa, Chordata, Actinopteri, Centrarchiformes, Sinipercidae. Bases 165 to 2897 code for a protein of 910 amino acids. The transcript is spliced from 3 exons. Gene Ontology annotation, cellular component: DNA ligase IV complex; DNA-dependent protein kinase-DNA ligase 4 complex. Gene Ontology annotation, biological process: nucleotide-excision repair, DNA gap filling; double-strand break repair via nonhomologous end joining; DNA biosynthetic process.
AACACAAAUCAACAUUGCAGGGGAACAAAAGAGCUGCUCUUGUUUCCAAGGGAACGUUUUCCUUGGAGGUCCCCACUUUAAGUACGAGGAAGUGUUCAACAUGUAGGUAGCGCACCAUGAGAGGUCUGACAUUCUUUGGAGGAUAAAAACAGCAAGAUUUCACCAUGGAGGGAACUUCCAAAAGUGAUGCUGCGGGUCAGCCCUCUGUUGCUGCACAGGUUCCUUUCCUUCACCUGUGUACCACAUUAGAGAAAAUCCAGAAGUCUAAACUCCGUCCAGAUAAAUCCAAGAUCCUUGGGGAUUUCAUUGAGUCAUGGAGGAAGUUUCAUUCUGCCCUCCACAAAGACAACCCCAAAACAACAGACUCCUUCUACCCAGCUAUUCGUCUCAUAGUUCCCCCCUUUGAACGAGAGCGUAUGGCGUAUGGCAUCAAAGAGAGCAUGUUAGCUAAACUCUACAUCGAUGUAUUAGGCCUUCCAAAGAAUGGCCCAGAAGCCAAUAAACUGUUGAACUACCGUGCUCCGACUACAACCCAAGGAGAAGCUGGAGACUUUGCUGGCAUGGCUUACUUUGUGCUGAAGAAACGGUGCACCAGCCAAGGAAACCUCAGCAUCAAAGAAGUUAAUGACUUCCUGGACUCGGUGGCCAUCAACAACGCUAGCAAACAGAAGGAUCUUGUGAAAAAGAGUCUGCUGCAUCUCAUCACCCAGAGCUCGGCUCUCGAGCAAAAAUGGCUCAUCAGAAUGAUUCUGAAGGACAUGAAGCUCGGGAUCAGCAAAGAAACUGUUCUCCAAGUCUUCCACCCGGAUGCUGCUGAGCUUUACAAUGUCAACACGGACUUAAACAAGGUGUGCCAGCAGCUCCACAACCCCUCCAUUUCUUUAAGCGAAGUCUCUAUCGGACUGUUCUCUGCUUUCAAGCCUAUGUUGGCAGCUGUGGCGAACAUCCGCAAUGUGGAGAAACAGAUGGGAAACAGCCCAUUUUACAUUGAGACCAAGCUGGAUGGGGAGCGUAUACAAUUGCACAAAGAUGGAGACGUGUACAAGUACUUUAGCCGAAAUGCCUUUGAAUACACCCAGCAGUUUGGAGGAUCCCCACUGGAGGGCUCACUGACACCUUACAUCCACAAUGUUUUUAAAAGCCAUGUUGUAAACUGUAUCCUUGACGGUGAGAUGAUGGCGUACAACCCGACCACAGAGACCUUCAUGCAGAAAGGGAGCAAAUUUGACAUCAAGAAACUCGUGGACGACUCUGAGUUACAGACGUGCUUCUGCGUGUUUGACGUGUUGUUAGUCAAUGAUCAGAAGCUUGGCAAGGAAACACUGAAGAAGCGCCACGAGAUCCUUCAGACAGUUUUCACCUCAGUCAAGGGAAGGAUGCACCUGGUGCCAAAGGCCGAUGGCAGAACCAUGGCGGAGGUGGUGAAUGCCCUCAAUGACGCCAUUGACAACAGAGAAGAGGGGAUCAUGGUGAAGGAUCCUUUAUCCAUCUACAAACCUGACAAGCGGGGGGAGGGAUGGCUGAAAAUAAAGCCAGAAUAUAUGGAUGGCUUGAUGGAUGAGCUUGACCUACUGAUUGUUGGUGGUUACUGGGGGAAAGGGAGACGGGGUGGUAUGAUGUCCCAUUUCUUAUGUGCUGUUGCCGAAGCUCCAAAGCCUGGCGAGAAACCCUCUGUUUUCCACACUCUCUGCCGCAUUGGCUCUGGCUACACCAUGAAGGAGUUGCAUGACCUUGGUUUAAAACUAGCCAAACACUGGAAAGUCUAUCGGAAAAAUGAUCCACCAGCAUCCAUCUUGUGUGGAACAGAGAAACCAGAAGUUUACAUCGAACCCUGCAACUCAGUCAUCAUCCAAGUCAAGGCGGCUGAAAUAGUUGGAAGCGACAUGUAUAAAACCAACUGCACCCUGCGCUUCCCCAGGAUCGAGAAGAUCCGUGACGACAAGGAGUGGCACCAGUGUAUGACUCUGGCAGAGCUGGAUCAGUUCCGCAGCAAGGCGUCUGGGAAACUCGCCUCGCGGCACCUUCACAUCGAUGAUGCCGAACCACAAAAGAAGAAGCGCAAGCUGGCAGCCAAACCCAAGAAGGUGGUCGGGAUCAUCGACCACUUUAAGCCCCAGGACCUCUCCGGGGUUACCAAGGAGACAGAUAUGUUCGAGGAUGUGGAGUUCUGUAUUCUGAAUGGCACAGAGGAUCACUCCAAGGCCGAGCUGGAAAAGGGCGUGGCCAGGUGUGGAGGUAUUGUGGUUCAAAACCCAGGACGGGACACCUACUGCGUGAUUGCUGGCGUGGAGAACAUGCGCGUGAAGAAUCUGAUUUCGUCCGACCAGCAUGACGUGGUGUGGGCUGCCUGGCUGCUGGAGUGCCUGGACCAGAAGGAAGUGGUCCCAUGGCAACCAUGUCACAUGAUCCACAUGUCGCCCUCCACCAGGGAGCACUUUGCUAAGGAGUACGACAGCUAUGGCGACAGUUACUUUGUUGAGACAGAUGAGCAGCAGCUGCGGGAGGUGUUUGGCCGGAUCGGCAGCACGGACGCGUCUGCGGCCGUGAACGUCGGCCAGGUGGAGCAGCGUUACGGCUGGGAGGACCUUCCCACAAGCAUGUUCAGACCCUUCAAGGUUUACAUGGACAGCUACGCUGACAUAGGAGACCCUAAAACCGCCAUACCUGCCACCUGUUUGGACGUCAGGGAGCUGGAGUUUUGCUACCAUGGAGGGAUGGUGGUGCAGAAGUUAGAGGAAGGAGUCUCUCAUGUCAUUAUCGCAGAGGAAACAAGACUUCUGGUAUUAAGGACUCUGAGGCGCUGCUUUAGGAAGAAGUUUAAGAUUGUAAGAGAAUCAUGGGUAACUGAUUCUAUCAGAGCAGGGUAUCUGAUGAAUGACACUGACUACUUAGUUUGAAGAGUCUUCAGGUGAUAUACACAGGUUUUAAGUUGAAAACUGAAGGAAAAAAUCCUCUUAUAGCUACUAUUUUAAUUAAUUCCUAAUAACAUUAGUAAUAAAUUAUUUAAUGAAAGUUGAAAAAUAAAAAUUUCAAACUGUAAAAAUCACUGUUAAGGGUGAGAUAAGUGAUGUGAUUUAAAACUGGAUUGUACUAUACUGUUACUUCUCAGGGGUUUCAUGCAUCUAUGAGUUUUAUUUUUGUGUUCUUAAUGAGUGAUUAAGGCUGCUUGUAAUUAGUUUUAAAUGGAUAGGCCACUGUACAAGUCAGGAAGGCAAUGAUUGGUUUUUCAAUUUUAAAAGUCAGAAUUGCAUUAUGAAGUAUUCAAAUACGGAAGCUCAUUCAUCUUUUUUCAGACAACCCCUUUUAAACUUUUAGCCGAGCAGUUAUUAACACAUUUUAUGGAAAGAAAAAGAGGGUUUCAACCGAGGGGGUUUCAUUCUAAAAACUAUGUAUAAUUUCUGGCAAAGUACAGUUUCUCCAAAAUGAAGCUGUUUUAAUCCUCUUAACUGUUCUGUCUUUAGAUAUGAACUCAUCAAGUAAUCUACAGUGGACUGAUAUAUGUCAGUAAACAUUGAGGAAUCUGUGAUGAAUGCACAGCGACUAGGGAAUAUUCCACCAUAAUAAUCUAAAAUAGGCCCAUCCUUAUUUUUCAAUUUUAAAGGGGCACUCCAUCAAUUUAGUAUCGCACUUACAUAAAGUUGGGGGACUUGAUUGGUCAAAUCCAAAGCAGCAGAGGCCGAGAUAUCCUGACUUUUAGCUCCUAGCAUGAGUCAAGCUCCAAAAACACUGGAUCCCACAUUUCCCAUAAUGCAACUGGAUAGUGUCUUUCCAUUAGAUCUUCCUUGCCUCCUAAAUUACUUCAUCUUUCAAACCCCACACCUCUUGUUUGUAAUGGACGUCUUCUGUUAAAAUAUUAUUAACACUAUGACAUCAUCAGGGUUUCUUUUCUAACUUUGAAGCGUUUCCUCCAAAAGACAUUGUAUAAUUGUUUUCACAGGCUUAGUAAUAUUUUUUUGUGACGAAUGAACUGAACUUCAUGUGUAAAAUUGAGGUAGUCAUGUAAAAAAAGGGGGGGGGGUUAUUGUGCUGUCUUUUUGUGAUCUGUGCCUUUGUGCUUUUAUGUCUGUUUAAUUACAAGUUAAGUACAACUCUAAUAAAUAUCUUGAAUUGGUUUAAAAUA